Cyprinodon variegatus (sheepshead minnow) is the source of this 2041-nucleotide messenger RNA. It is a transcript of the gene sppl2a, whose product is annotated as signal peptide peptidase like 2A. Gene Ontology annotation, molecular function: aspartic endopeptidase activity, intramembrane cleaving. The transcript is spliced from 17 exons. NCBI's taxonomy places the organism in Eukaryota, Metazoa, Chordata, Actinopteri, Cyprinodontiformes, Cyprinodontidae. The record is from RefSeq and is a predicted model, not a curated record. Gene Ontology annotation, biological process: membrane protein proteolysis. The coding region runs from base 201 to 1811 and encodes 536 amino acids. Gene Ontology annotation, cellular component: lysosomal membrane; Golgi-associated vesicle membrane; lumenal side of endoplasmic reticulum membrane.
GAACCUGGUGGGCGUCUAUUGGAGGAACAGAAACUAGAACGCUCUGUGUGGGUUUCACGUGACACGAGCCAAUACAGGAAGUUACCAGCGACAGAGACAACAGCCGUCAGUAUACGAGCUAUUCGGCUUCAUUAAAAAAUAACCAUGUGCCACAGAGAGAACUGAUUUUGAAGUUAAAAACUCUGCGGAAAAAGACGAAGAUGGAGACGAAAGGAGCUCUCGGUUUCGCUCUGCUGUCCGUCAUCCUAUCGCUGGGAAGCUGCCAAGAGGCUGUUUUGCACAUUUCAAAUGGAAGUUUAGAGAGGGAAUACUGCAUCGUCCACAAUCAGUCCUGGACUCCUCUCCCAGAGACGCUCGACACGGCUACGGCAUUCCCGUUGGUGAACCUGACCUCCACCCUGCUGUGCGAUGCCUCAGGAGUCCGUCCAGAUGUUGUCAAGGACAAAGCGUUGGUGGUGAUGAGGGGCGAGUGUGAUUUCAGCCAGAAGGCUCUUGUUGCCCAGAGCCUCGGUGCUAAAGCUUUGCUCAUCGCCACCAACACAACAAUGUUCACUCCGUCAGCUAAUGAGUCUGAGUAUGGAAAGGUCCACAUUCCUCUGGCUCUCAUGAGGUACAGAGACUUCCUGGCUGCCAGGCAGGUGUUUGGCGAAGGAAUGCAGGUGAAGUUGUUUGCGCCGCCGUAUUCUAAGAUUGAUCCCAACAUCGCCAUCAUGCUGCUGAUUUCCAUUGUAACAGUGGCUUUGGGUGGCUACUGGAGUGGAGCAUGUGAACGGGACCGACUGAAUAGUUGCGCCGCAGGGGGAGGAGGAGAUGGAGAAAACAAGGCGGACAGCAACAGGCUGUUCCUGUACUCCCCCCUCAGCGUCUUGAUCUUUGUCAUCUUGAUGUGCGGGAUGUUGGUGCUCAUGUACUUCUUCUAUAAUAUUCUGGUUUACAUCAUUAUCGCCAUCUUCUGCUUUGCUUCUGCCUCUGCACUGUUCAGCUGCCUGGAUGCGGUGCUGGAUAAAAUAGGCUGCGGCACUUUAAGUUUUUCUGUCCGAAACAAGAGCUUCUCAGUGAGAUCCAUCCUGCUGGCUGCGGUGUGCAUUAGCGUCGCUGUGGUCUGGGGAGUGUACAGAAAUGAGGACAGUUGGAUCUGGAUCCUGCAGAACCUGCUUGGCUUUGCUUUUUGCCUUAACUUCAUGAAGACCAUCACACUCUCCAAUUUCAAGAUCUGUGUGAUCCUGCUGAGCCUCCUCCUUCUUUAUGACGUCUUCUUUGUGUUCAUAACUCCUUUCUUCACAAAGAAUGGAGUUAGCAUCAUGGUGCAGGUAGCUCUGGGCCCUGAUGCAGCAGGGGAGAAGACACAAGGUAACAUGGUGGCGAUCCCUGCUGAACCCCAGGCUCCUUCAGAGAAAAUACCUGUGGUGAUGCGUGUCCCGCGGUUCUCAGCUUGGGCUCAGAACCUGUGUGGGAUGCAGUUCUCUAUCCUCGGUUAUGGAGAUAUCAUCGUUCCAGGUCUCCUGGUGGCCUAUUGCAGCAGGUUUGAUGUCUGGAUCAACAGCAGGAGGAAGAUCUACUUCAUCAGCUGCUGCAUUGCCUAUCUCCUUGGGAUGGUGCUGACCUUUGCGGUGAUGCUGCUGUCAGGGAUGGGCCAGCCAGCCCUGCUCUACUUGGUGCCUUUCACUUUGAUAACUUCGGCCGUUGUUGCAGGGUGCAGAGGAGAGAUGAAGCAUUUUUGGACUGGAACAACCUAUGAGGUUUUGGAUUCACCCAGGGAACCUUUGCUGCCAGAGGGAAGAACUGACCGCUCCGUAGGGGAAAGCUGCUGAGCCCCGACUUCUGGAUCCUUUUUAAUUAUUUUUAUUUCACGUUGCAUAGCAAGGGAACACAAAUGUUUAUUCUGACUUUUCCUACAUUGUGAACUCACUUUAACUGACUUGAUUUGGAGCUUGAAAAGUGCUUGAAAGGGGAAAAGAAGAUGAUGUAAUUAAUCAAUCUUACAGUACCUAAGAGGUCUGUUAUAUUCACUAACAUAAAUGGCAAUGGUUUUGCCUUGAUG